CACCUGUUCUUCCCGACUUCAACUGGUCCGUAUCUGCUUCUUUUCUACGCAGGUGCAUCACAGGUGAGUUUACUGUGCCCGGCAUUUGCACAAUUGAUUCGCAAGAAACUGACACGUCGUGCAGUGGUCUCGUCCCACAGAAACUCGACCGGUCCCAAACUCCCCAGUCAUUGGCCCCUCAACAAUUUGAUUUCGGCCACCAACUCUCAUUGCGAGAUUCAAUAUACUUCAGCCGACCAUCUGAAAGCCCAGCUACUUAAUUGUUUUCUUCAAUUGCACCUACAAAAGUCUACGACAGCACAAAUUUCACACCAUGGCCUCUACCGCGGUUCCCAAGCAGCACAACCUCCUUAAAAGGACAGUUACUUCCACCACGAACGAUUCCUCGCCUUCUACCGCUAGAGGCUCCCCCAAUGAUACCCCAAGGCAAUCUCCCUCCUCCACAUCUCUCUCGUCUAUGUCAUCUCUGGACGAUGUGAAGGACAAUGGCUUCGGAAACCUCAUUGAUACGUAUGGCAACAAGUUCGAGGUCCCAGAUUAUACUGUCAACGACAUUCGAAAUGCCAUUCCCAAGCACUGCUUCGAAAGAUCUGGACUGAGAGGAUUGGGAUAUGUUGCUAGGGAUAUUGUCAGUCUGGCAACUACCUUCUACUUGUUCAACAAGUUCGUCACUCCGGAGUACAUUCCAAGUACCCCGGCCCGAGCUGCUUUGUGGUUCGUAUAUACUAUUGUCCAAGGUCUUUUCGGCACAGGUCUGUGGGUUCUUGCACACGAGUGCGGUCACCAGUCUUUCUCUACCUCCAAGGUUCUCAACGACACCACUGGAUGGAUCUGUCACUCCGCGCUUCUCGUUCCUUAUUUCUCGUGGAAGAUCUCCCACGGCAAGCACCACAAGGCUACUGGAAACAUGGAGCGUGAUAUGGUCUUUGUCCCUAAGACCAGGGAUGAUUACGCCAGCCGCAUCGGAAAGCUUGUUCACGAAAUCGAUGAGUUGACUGAGGAAACUCCAAUCGCUACUCUGAUUCACUCCAUUGGACAACAACUUCUUGGCUGGCCCCUGUACCUGUUCGCCAACGUGACUGGCCACAACAACCAUGAGAAGCAGCCCGAGGGCCGUGGAAAGGGAAAGUCAAAUGGCUGGUUCAAUGGUGUUAACCAUUUCAACCCAAGCAGCCCACUUUACGAGGCUAAGGAUGCCAAGCUCAUUCUGUUGAGUGAUCUUGGAAUCGCCAUCACUGCCACCGUCCUCGUCAUGCUUUCCAAGACCUACGGUUUCUCCAACAUGGCUGUCUGGUACUUUGCCCCAUACCUCUGGGUGAACCACUGGCUCGUUGCCAUUACCUACCUCCAACACACCGACCCAACUCUUCCCCAUUACUCUGGCGAGAGCUGGAACUACGUUCGUGGUGCGGCAGCAACUAUCGACCGUGAAUUCGGUUUCGUCGGCCGCACUCUUCUCCACGGGAUCGUCGAGACCCAUGUCCUCCACCACUACGUCAGCACCAUUCCAUUCUACCACGCCGACGAGGCAACCGAUGCCAUCAAGGUGGUCAUGGGUAAACACUAUCGCUCAGAUGUCCGAGGAGGUUCUCUCGGAUUCUUGAAGUCGAUGUGGACUAGUGCUCGCUGGUGCCAAUGGGUCGAGCCAUCAGAGGGAGCAACUGGACAAGGAAAGAACAUUUUGUUCUUCCGCAACCGAAAUGGUCUCGGCACGGCACCACUCAAGCUCAAGGCAUCCCAGUAAAUCGGCCAUCAUCAGAUGACUGAGUACAUCAUGACUGGAAACCGGGCGAUGGAGCAUGGGGGCGAAUUGCAUUGUUUGUUCGUUGAAAUAGGGAGUCCGCAACGGUGUUAUGGCGUCACGGUUUUGUUUUGAGUUAAGGCUCGGAUCUGGAUUUUAUCGAGAAACGGUAUCCAGACAUCCGACGCAGACAGGAUUCGCAGAUAGAACUGUGAUGAUCAAUUGUUUGGUUGGUAGAAGGUCGCUUGCUGCUUGCUGCGGAGACAAUGAUACCAUUAGAGUAUUUUGUAUAGAGACGAAGACCAAUUAAAAAACUCAUACUUUCUCCC
Molecule: messenger RNA, 2070 nt
Organism: Cadophora gregata
Lineage: Eukaryota; Fungi; Ascomycota; Leotiomycetes; Helotiales; Ploettnerulaceae
Exons: 2
Coding region: 314-1744 (476 amino acids)
Biological process (GO): lipid metabolic process
Molecular function (GO): oxidoreductase activity
Source: RefSeq, a predicted model, not a curated record